Prorocentrum cordatum is the source of this 1227-nucleotide messenger RNA. The record is from the annotation of a GenBank genome assembly. Lineage: Eukaryota; Dinophyceae; Prorocentrales; Prorocentraceae.
AUGUACUAUGUUGGGCUUGCCAAGAACGAGACGACUUGGCACGGGCGCGUGUGCCUAGCAGAAAGCACGAAUGGCGUUGACUGGGUGAAGCCAGAGGCGGGCGUUGUCAGUUUCCGGGGUUCCACUGCCAAUAACAUUGUCAUGCAGGACACGCUGCCCGUGUUUGCUGUGGCUGUUUUGCACGAGCCAUCAGACAAACAAACAGAAAGAAGAUUCAAGGCCCUCCUCAAGGUCAAGGAUGCCGCCGGGCAGAUGACGGUGCUGGCAACCUACAGCAGCGACGGGGUGCAUUGGAGCCCUGGGCGCGACGUGGGGCUGCAGGUCGAUUUCUGCGGCCUCAUGCGCAGGCACGGCUUCUACUACCUGACCGGUCACACUGGCGCCAAGAAUGGUGCUCGCAAGCUGCAGGUGUUCAUGACCGCCGACUUUGACAGCUGGCCGGCGGCGUCCGCGGUCGGCUUCUGCCGCACGCCCCCGGGCUCCUACGACCCGGAGCGCGGCAGCGCUGGCGAGCAGGUCCACCAGGGCGCCGCGCUUUGGGACCGCGGCUCUGUCGUGGUGGGCGUGUACGGCCAGUGGCACGGCAGCGAGACCAACGACCGCCGCCUGGUCUCGAUCGACCUCGGCCUCAUCCCGAGCACGGACGGCCUGCACUUUCACGAGCCAGUCCCACAUUUUCGCUUGGUCUCAGCUGCCGAGGACGAUGCCGAGGUGCCGCCAGCUCCGUUCCGCAUGCGCGUGCCAGCCCUCAUGCAGGGCCAGGGAUUUGCCAACGUCGGGGCCCAGACGUUGUUCUGGUACGCCCCCUGGCCCGAGAUAAACAGCGAUGGGGUGCGGCUUGCCACUUGGGAUCGCGAUCGCCUCGGCUACCAGUCUGCUAUAGCUAACCUGCCGGAUCCCCAUCUCGUGUCCACAGCCCUCGAUUCGCAGCCCGAAAUAUUGACGGUGUGGGCCAACUUCACGUGCACGCCCUAUAGCCACCUCCGUGUCGAGCUGCUCUCCGAGUGCUUCAAGCCACUGCCCGGCUUCUCUGGGGCCGACGCAUGCUGCAUCCACAACGGAGGUCUCGAAGUCGCAGUAGUGUGGUCUACCCCUCUGUCUUCGCUCUCGGCAGCCUUGACCGGCCAAGGGCGGGUGCGCGUGAAGAUAUCAUUUUGCGGCAUCCGCCGCGAGGAUGCGCGCUUCUACGCGCUCUACGUGAAGCGAUGCCGUGUGCCAGCUGGUUGA